Tupaia belangeri chinensis (Chinese tree shrew) is the source of this 1454-nucleotide messenger RNA. RefSeq names its product beta-1,4-galactosyltransferase 7. Gene Ontology annotation, biological process: proteoglycan biosynthetic process; carbohydrate metabolic process. Gene Ontology annotation, cellular component: Golgi apparatus. NCBI's taxonomy places the organism in Eukaryota, Metazoa, Chordata, Mammalia, Scandentia, Tupaiidae. Gene Ontology annotation, molecular function: xylosylprotein 4-beta-galactosyltransferase activity. The record is from RefSeq and is a predicted model, not a curated record.
GUCCAGGUUGCUCCCCGGCGGCCUCCCUCGGAAGUGCUCCGUCUUCCACCUCUUCGUCACCUGUCUCCUCCUGGGCUGCUUCUCCCUACUCUGGCUGCAGCUCAGCUGCUCUGGUGACAUGGCUCAGGCAGCCAGGGGACAAGGGCAGGAGACCCCAGGCCCCCCACGGGCCUGUCCCCCAGAGCUGCCCCCUGAGCACUGGGAGGAAGACGCAUCCUGGGGCCCCCAUCGCCUGGCCGUGCUGGUUCCCUUCCGCGAACGCUUUGAGGAGCUGCUGGUCUUUGUGCCCCACAUGCACCGUUUCCUGAGCAGGAAGAAGAUCCAGCACCACAUCUAUGUGCUCAACCAGGUGGACCACUUCAGGUUCAACCGCGCAGCGCUCAUCAACGUGGGCUUCCUGGAGAGCGGCAACGGCACGGACUACAUCGCCAUGCACGACGUGGACCUGCUGCCGCUCAACGAGGAGCUGGACUACGGCUUCCCCGAGGCCGGGCCCUUCCACGUGGCGGCCCCGGAGCUGCACCCGCUCUACCACUACAAGACCUAUGUGGGCGGCAUCCUGCUGCUGUCCAGGCAGCACUACCAGCUGUGCAACGGGAUGUCCAACCGCUUCUGGGGCUGGGGCCGCGAGGACGACGAGUUCUACCGGCGCAUUAAAGGGGCCGGGCUGCAGCUUUUCCGUCCCUCGGGCAUCACGACGGGGUACAAGACAUUUCGCCACCUCCACGACCCUGCCUGGCGGAAGAGGGACCAGAAGCGCAUCGCGGCUCAGAAGCAGGAGCAGUUCAAGGUGGACCGGGAGGGAGGCCUGAGCACCGUCAAGUACCACGUGGACUCCCGCACGGCCCUGUCCGUGGGCGGUGCCCCCUGCACGGUCCUCAACAUCAUGCUGGACUGUGACAAGGCCGCCACACCCUGGUGCACUUUGGGCUGAGCCAGCUGGGCGGUGAGGAAGCUGUGCCGCCAGGUCACCGCACCACAGGCUCAGGACAGCCCGAGUCGGCCCCGCCUAGCCGGGCCGUGCAGUGGCCAGAGCCAGACACCGAGCUCGGCGUUCCCGCGGCCCACGGGGUGGCUUAGCCAGGACUGGAUGCUCUAGGGCCUGGACAGAGGCUGGGGCAUGGCCCCCAGGGGGGCUGUCUGCCUGCCUCCCCAGCCCAGCCGCCCUCCUUCAUGUGCUGAGCCCCUGGGCCGUGGGGGGUUGGCAGGACACCUCGGAUUCCCCACGCUGUUGUCCCCCGCUGGACCACCUCGUGCGAGGUACAGAGGAGAAGCCAGGCGGCUGCUGAGGGGGACAGUCACGACUGGGAAGUGAGAGUCUCAGGAACAGCACGGACCCCACAGAGCGGAGCGGUGGGUGCCAGCUCGAGCUGGUUGUCACCACGCGGGAACGUGGGCCUCAUGUCAUGAGAUGUUCUGAUUUUUCAAAAGAAACUAGAUUGCUGGAUUCUUAA